Messenger RNA from Anolis sagrei ordinatus, 1683 nucleotides. The record is from RefSeq and is a predicted model, not a curated record. Lineage: Eukaryota; Metazoa; Chordata; Lepidosauria; Squamata; Anolidae.
CUGAAGGAAUGGGUGACUUCACGUGGUCCGCUUUGCCAUGCCACCAUCCCUGCUUUGUGACACCAGGGGCUGCCCAAUCUGCUCAUGGACGCUUCAUCGGCCAUCCCACUUACAUCUGCGGUCAUUCUGUCCUAACACAUCCUACUUGUUUUGUUAGACCACAAAUCUCAACAAGAUGUUCAUGUCUCAGCUUCUGCUCUCAUGUCCGUGAAACAACAUGUGAGGCCAUAAAGAAUUUGAAAGAAUCGUUGUACACUGCUGAUGUUCCUGUUCUGGCAAGAAGGGAAACCGAUGGCUAUUAUUACCAAGGUACAAUAAUAAAAGGCAUAGAGGGUGAGAUGAGAAAAUUCCUGGUACAAUUUACCAGGCCAUUUGCAGUGGGUGAAGAAGACAUAAUGAGUGUGCAAGAAACAGCCAGUACUGACAUCCUUGAAUGUGUGACUGGAAUGAAGCACUCCAUCCUGCCAGGUGACAAAGUGUUGGCACCUUGGGAACCAGAGCAGAAAAGAUACGGGCCUGGCACAGUCCUCCAAGGCAUGGAGACUAGGGAUCCUCUGAGAGAGAGAGAAGAUGAAAAAAUUACAGUCAGCUUUUGGAAUGGCAAGAAAGCCAAAGUCCCAUUGGGCGUAGCCUUGUGGAUUCCACCCCACCAGUGGAAGAGGAUUGUAGAGAUGAUCCACAUGCCCCACACUACCAGGAAAAAAAUGGAAGGGCAGCUCCGCAGGGCUAACUGUUAUGCUUGGCCUCAUUCCAUAUCACCCUGUACAUAUCCGUGCACUUUGGGUGACCUCCAAAGGCUUCACUGCUCACAUUGCUCUUGUUUAUAUCCUUAUUCUAGCUGCUUCCGAAACACAUGCUCACAACGUGGAUAUACACAGUAUGUUUCCUGCUGCUCCCCUAAGUAUAGGAGGUGCUGGUGGCAGCCCCCUUCAGCUGAAUUAGCCAAGGAAGAAAUCAGUAGCAGACCCACCACACAAUUAUUAGCAGUGGAAGGUUCUCCUAAAGCAGAGUCUGCUAUUGCUGUGCCUGACUCUUCUUCAAGCUCUUCAGCUACCCAAACUGAUUGGAAAGCAUCUUUGACAAUGGUAGAUCAUGCCGUGAACACAGAUUAUACCCUAUUUGAUAAGCCCACGGUACAGGAAGUCAAAAGGCCAGACUGGAAAUACUGGAAGAGAAGUCACCCAAGCUCCCCAUAUAAGAGCCAAGGAUCCAAUGUUUUCAGCAGCUGCAGCAGAAAGGAAAGAACUGGAUCCAAAAUAGUUCCACAUAUGGAUACACCGCCAAUCAUGCUAUUAAACCAGAGUGCCAUAUUUGAAACCAUUGAACAGUAUCCUCGAAACAAACUUAAAGUGAAGAAAAUCUUGACCCAGGAAGGUACAAAACCAUCACCAUGGGGAGGGUAUUGAAAAACUUGUGCUUGAUCUUAGGUAUUAAAACAGCAAUUCUACUUAUUUUGUUUAAGUGAAGAUCUGCAAGAACGCAAUAAAUCACUUAAAUAAGACUGUGUCUGGUACUUCUGUAUGAAUGUGGGUCUGUCCAUGGAAUUGCUUUCCAGCAAGCUUUUAAGUUUCUAAUUGCACCACUGUAGUAUUCAUGGAAGACAACAAAUGGAACCAAAGUUGAAGCAGUUUUUCACAUAGGCCCCUUCCACGCUGCACCUAUAUCCCAGGAUCUGAUCCCAGA